AUGGAGCACAUCACCAGCAGCGAGCUCUGGACCCCUUCCGCGCCCAUUACCGCGGCCAUCAAGACCCCUCAUGCCAUCUACUGCUCGGGUCAGCUGCCCGUCGACAAGGACGGCAACUUCUGCCAGGGCACGAUCCAGGAGAAGACCCGGCAGGUCUGCAAGAACCUGCAGACCGUCCUCAAGGCCGCCGGCUCCGACAUGAGCAAGGUCGUCAAGGUCAACAUCUUCCUGGACGACAUGGCCAACUUUGGCGCCAUGAACGAGGAGUACGCCAAGUGGUUCACCCACAAGCCCGCCCGCAGCUGCGUUGCCGUCAAGACGUUGCCCGGGCCCCCGAACUGCAACGUUGAGAUCGAGUGCACUGCUCUCCCCGUUCCUGACUCGAGGGCAAACCGCCAGGCUCGAAAGCCUUGCACAAAGACACGGCUGCAGGCCGCGAUCGAGAAGCCAACUACGAACCUGACCAACGAACCACACAUCAUGUCGUCGCCAGUAAGGAUUGCCGGCAACGAGGGCGAUGCCCCCUCGCAACGCCAAUCCAAGUUCUAUCAACUCAUCAUGACGCCAGUCAUUUUCGUCUCCUUCCUCUUCUCGCUGGCCCUCGUCGAGCUCCGGUACACCGUCCUGCGAUCCCACUUGCACUCCGAGUCGCCGCGCCACAAGAGCCGCCUGCCGGCGUGGCUGCACCGGAUCGUCUACCGGGAGCAACCCUACCGGUACGUGCGAGUCGCCAAGGACGGCGGCGGCGGGAGGCCGGCACGGGCUUCGCGGGACGGCGAGGAGAACGGGGGCGGCCGCUGGUAUUACCACAGCAAGCAGAAGAAGCUGCUCAGGAUGGAGGUGUCGGACGCCUUUGAGAUCCGCAACACCGUCCUCGUCGCCCUCGGGCUGCUCGGGGCCGGCGCGGCGUGUGCUGCCAUGGGACUUCCCUGGCGCGAGUUCACCCUCGUCUCUGGCGUCGCGGCCUACUUUUUGGCCUGGCGUCACGAGACCGGCACGAAAGGCAGUGUCGUCGCAACCUUUUCCCUCUCUUGGACAUUGUUAUUCACCGGGUGGGCGAUAUGGACCGUCUUCCUGUAUCCCAAGCUCUUCUCGCCGCUGCGCGAUCUUCCAGAGCCCAAGAACGUAUCUUGGUGGAACGGCCAGUACCCCAGGAUAGCCAAGGAGACAAGCGGUGCUCCGGCGAGGGAAUGGAUCAAUACGGUCCCCAAUGACGGCCUGAUUCGGUACCUGGCACUUCUGAACCAAGAGCGUCUGUUCAUCACCUCGCCCAAGGCACUGGCGGAAGUGCUCGUGACUAAGAAUUACGAGUUCACAAAGCCGAAGCAGAUGAGGUUCUUCCUCGCCCGCGUGCUAGGCGAGGGCAUCUUGCUCGCAGAAGGAGACGAGCACAAGUUCCAGAGGAGAAACCUGCUGCCCGCCUUCUCAUUCAGGCACGUCAAGGAUCUCUAUCCCAUAUUCUGGGACAAGGCGAGGGAGAGCAUCGAGGUCAUGACGGAACAAAUCAACGCCGACGCAGCCAAAGACCCUCAGCAGGGAGGACAAGACGCGGAAAAGGGCAGCACGGCAGGGAAGUCGGCAAUCUUAGAAAUCACCAGCUGGGCCUCGCGGCUCACGCUCGACAUCAUCGGCGUCGCCGGGCUGGGCCGCGACUUCGGCUCGCUGCGGGACCCGAGCAACAGGCUCAACGUGGUCUACUCGACCCUCUUCAAGCCCAACAAGCAGGCGCAGCUGCUGGGCCUCGCGGCCGUCUUCCUGCCCGAGUGGGCCGUGGCCAACAUCCCGCUCAAGCGCAACCGCGACAUCUACGCCGCGCGCGCCCACAUCCGCGAGGUCUGCCACAGCCUCGUGCGGGAGAAGAAGGAGCGGCUCGCGCGCAGGGAGCUCGCCGACGUCGACAUCCUCUCCGUCGCGCUCGAGUCGGGCCAGUUCUCCGACGACAACCUCGUCGACCAGCUCAUGACCUUCCUCGCGGCCGGCCACGAGACCACCGCGGCCGCCAUGACCUGGGCCGUCUACAUGCUCUGCGUGCACCCGGACGUCCAGGCCCGCCUGCGGGCCGAGGUGCGCUCGCGCCUGCCCCCCAUCGGCGACGAGGCGGCGCCGGGCAGCAUCUCGAGCCUCGACAUCGACCACAUGCCCUACCUCAACGCCGUGUGCAGCGAGGUCCUGCGCUGCUGGUGCCCCGUGCCCAUGACGCUGCGCGAGGCCGCCCACGACACCUCCAUCCAGGGCCACUUCAUCCCCAAGGGCACGCGCCUCAUGAUCUACCCCUGGGCGCUCAACUACUCGGUCGAGAUGUGGGGGCCCGACGCGCUCAAGUUCGACCCGGAGCGCUGGAUGCCGGGGUCCUCCUCCUCCGGGAGAGGGGACGACAGUAAAGCGUCGGCGGCCAGCGGCGGCGCGGCCAGCAACUACGCCUUCAUGACCUUCCUGCACGGGCCCCGCAGCUGCAUCGGGUCCGGGUUCGCCAGGGCCGAGUUCGCGUGCCUGCUGGCGGCCUGGGUCGGCCGGUUCGCGUUCGCGCUGGGCGACGAGGAGAUGGCCGACGAGAGCAGGCUGGAGAUCAAGGGCGGGGCGACGGCGCGGCCGGCCAAGGGCAUGCCCGUGCGGGUGACGGUGCUGGACGGGUGGUAG
Messenger RNA from Thyridium curvatum, 2637 nucleotides. RefSeq lists its product as uncharacterized. NCBI's taxonomy places the organism in Eukaryota, Fungi, Ascomycota, Sordariomycetes, Thyridiales, Thyridiaceae. Gene Ontology annotation, molecular function: iron ion binding; monooxygenase activity; oxidoreductase activity, acting on paired donors, with incorporation or reduction of molecular oxygen. The transcript has 8 exons. Bases 1 to 2637 code for a protein of 878 amino acids. The record is from RefSeq and is a predicted model, not a curated record.